Molecule: messenger RNA, 5714 nt
Organism: Haliotis rufescens (red abalone)
Lineage: Eukaryota; Metazoa; Mollusca; Gastropoda; Lepetellida; Haliotidae
Exons: 5
Coding region: 322-741 (139 amino acids)
Source: RefSeq, a predicted model, not a curated record
UUCGAAAUGCAAAGGCUUAGCGAAUUGGAAUCCAGAGAAUAUCAAGCAAAACACAGUUGUCUGGUAUCUUAAUAACUAACACGCACAUGUAAAUUUUGAUGGAUAUCCAUUAGAAUCUGAGCCCAUACGAUGGUCUGUGUUAAAAUGACAGAGUCGCCCGAGACGAACUUCUUCGAGUGCCCUGAUUCCAGAACGAGGCUUAGAAUCUGUCAUGGCUGACCGGGUUGUAAACAAAGUCCAGUGAUCAGCGAUCAAGAACUACAGGGGCGGGCAUCCAUAGACUAACCACGGGUACAGUUAACCAAGAGGCUGGCGGCUUCAAUGAGGAAAGACGGGGAUAGUCAGCCUCCAGGGGGAGCCAAGAAGUUCCUUUACACGGGUCCCAAGUCUAAGGAACAUGCCGAAGAGGAUCAGAUGAACUUCGCUCCUCGGAAAAACUCCAGCUCCUCAACAUCGGCAAUUGACCUGGACGGGGUGUGGAGUAUCAAGAGGAAUGUCGGCAUCGGAACUGCCCAACAGGACAAGCUCAACUUGAACGCCAACAAGAGCUUCUACUCCAGGCAUGGCGGCAUGAAAGACUCAAGUGCAUCAUGUUCCAUGCCUGGUGCCGUGGGAGAUGGCAUGUGGACACCCGGAAGACGAGGGUACAGCUACUCUCCGGGAGCCAAUGUCAAGGACACUCGGGGUCAGAGUUCACAAGGACAAACAAAUAAAUGGGCCAAUGAUGACCAUGAUUUCUGACUUCUAACAAGUGCUAAUAUGUUAAUCAUAUGACCCAUGAACAUGGAUGGGUUUUUUUACGUUGCCUUACUUGUGACAAGAUAGACACCUUACUUGUGUCCAGAAUGAGGUUUAGUGCCACCAAGUUCAGAAUUUAUAAGUGCUUCAUCUGUUAUUAUCGUAGACCAGUGUCAUCACUGUUGUUCAACCAUGGUUAACUGGUGUUGGAGGAAGUCGAGGAGGAACUGUUUCUCAGAAUUCACAAGUUACAAGGUCAGAUUUCCAAAUAUGUGUAGUUGAGUUCUGUUGAUUAAUUUUUUGCACCAAAAAUGGCAUUUUUUGCCACUGUGCAGACAUCAACAUUAUCAAAGAACACUAAAGUGAAAUCCCAACAUUCAUGAAAAUAUAUUAUGAUCGUUUUCUACACACCAUAAAGACAUAUAAUCAUCAACCUGUCCAUCUUUUGGCAAUUUCUCUGUCAUAGAUCUCAUAUAUUAAGUACAACACAGACAGGUGAGUGUAUCACUGUUUACUUUCAAGAUCCCAUUCGUCACCACUCGCCCCUUUCUGUAACCUGCAAGAAGACUUGUCUCCCCAUCGAUGAAUGUCAUGUGUGAAAUUACAACAAACCAAUCAGAAAGCGUGUAUGGUUUCAAGUUCUUCCUCAAAGAAUCCCUCAGAAAUGAUUUUUGUUUUUACAUAUGUCUUGCAUCUACAAAUAUACCCAAGACACAGUUAAAUGUGUUCAAUCAUACUGUAUAAUUCUGCAUGUCUCGAAGUGCUUUAAAUUGCAUCUAAAAUAUAUAUUGUAUAUGGGGAAAUAUAUGUGAACCAUUACAAUUGACAACUGUUUUAAGUAUGCCCGUCUGCCCUAAGGCGGAACCCAGUCGCAAAAAUUGCCAUGAGAGGGGCACGAGUCGCUAUUAGGCUUGUCCCGGAAUAACACAAGUUGGUCACGAAUGGAAAGAUCCCAGUGUAAGGGAGAUAACCCAUGAUCCUGCUAACAUAGGUACCACUGCAUAUAUGUUAUGGACAGAAUGGUGGUUGUGUAUUUUAACCCAUUAAUCUGAAAAAGUGUUCCUGACUUAGAAUGGAAUCUGUGUGUCACAUGACAUAAUCAUCUAUUAGUGUAUUUGGAACAAGCUGUAGCCUGUGAUAUUGGCAUAUCAUAACCUCUCAUUUGUUUUGUUUGUGUUUUAUCAUGGCAAAUAUGCAUUCAAGAUGCAAUGGUUUUUAAGUUCAUUUUUAUAUUUUUAUAAUGAACAAGAUAUAUGUAAGCAGAUAUUUCUGGUGUUGUUUAAAAUUAAUGGAUGAUCAGUUUGUUGUGACCGAAAUUGAUUUUUUUCCAAAUUGUCAAAAGGACAUAAAGAUUUGGUGUGUAUGACUUUGAGUACAACAAUUGUGCAGCAUAUUCUAGGUGUUCCAUGGAGUGAUAUGGCUGUAAAACUAACUGUUGUACAGCACCUCACUCAACUUGGCCUCCAUGAGUAUCCCUCAAGGUCUUGGUUCAGAACCAGUGUCAUUAGUCGUGUGUCUUGUGUCAGACUCAGGUACCUGGAAGGAUGACGACUCCAGGACUUGAGUACUUGAUUGGGGGAAUUGCUAUUGAAAUCAAGGAAUUGAAAGGGGGGUUACUCUUGAAAUCAAAUAACUGAUAGAGAGAACCCUGGACUUAAGGUCUUGAAAGGGAGAGAACUCCAGAGCUUGGAAGGGAGAUGUUUCCUUGGACAAGGACACCAAGACAAAUAACAGAACUGUUAAUUAACGGUUUGUUUGAAAUUAGUUUACAGAUGCACUUGCACCCAAAAUAUUGAAAAGUGUGUGAAGCAUUUAUCUGAAAAGAACUGUUAACUGUUUGGACACAUGUAAAAAUAUGUGCAAGACAAACUUAACUAACACUGCCUAAAUGGCAACAUAAGUUUUGGAAGAACAAAAAACAAAAAUAAUCUGAAAUGUCUGUUUCAUAUGUCCCCUAGUCCUCAAUGCCUACCAGGAUUUUGCAGGAAAGCAUCUGUAAACAAGGAAAUAGUCUGGUUUAAGAUUAGCAACUAGUGUCAUUGCACAAGUACACAAGUCUUACAGAUGGAUCUGUCUUGUGAUGCGCAUGGAAUAACACAAGACAUGGUCACAGAAGACAUGGUAUAACUUCCCUGUCACCGGAGUACCGGUAUUUGUUACAUGGUGAAUCUUGCCAUUAACGUUUGACUUUAUUAUCCCACACCACAAAAUGGAAGGGGGAUAUAGGAAUGGGUGCUGUCUGUCCAUCCAUCCGUCCGUCCGUCACAUUUUGUUUCUGGAGCAGAACUCAAAAACCAGGAGAGAUAUCUUAACCAAACUGGGCACAUAGAUAUGUCUUGUGGUGAACUUGGGCCUUUUGAUAGUAUUGGAUUUUUUAAGAAUUAAUUUUUUCGAAUUUCCUUGGCAAAGAUUCUGAUUUAGACUGAAAAUGGCAGUAGUGCUCUACAUAACCAGACAUGUCAUAUUGGCGGGGGAUGUGAGUAUUUCAUGCUUGUUUAGUUUGUUUUAGAUGUUGUGAAACUGACAUUGUAUGCAGAGCGGUCUUGUUUAUUGUUUGUGUAUUUUGUGGGGAAUUUAUAACCCUGUGUAAUGUUUUUAUCUCUUUAUUGUUUUUUUAACCCUGUUUUGACUGAACUGUCUUAAUAGUUAAGAACAAUGUGGCAGGUUUAUGCAAUGUGUAGCUCAGGAUUGCCAUGAACAUUGCAGUUGAAUACUGACAGGGAAUAUCUUAGGGAAUACUGGACCAAUUUCAUUGUGGUUAAGAACUGGAAUUAAUAACCGUUUUUCUCUUUUUCUAGCUUAUUUUGCCACUGAAUGGCUUCAACCGUUGUCGUAUAGAGUACUACAAAAAUGUACCCUGGCCGAAAUUGUAAACCAGAAAUAUCUUGCAUGAUAUGGUUGUUAAUAGGAAAGUGCUAUUUGGAGAUAUUGCUCGACCUCAUACAUGCUUGACCUCACAUCAAAUCUCAUGUGGGAGACAUAUUUGGAUAAGGAAAUGCUUUUGUUCAUUAUAUAGUUUAUUAGAAAUAAUAUUUGUGAUUCCCCGGAGCCAAAACAACAUUCUCGGUGCAUGUUUUUACAAUGGUAUGUGGUGUAUGAUAUAGGGUUGACAUUUAAUGAGAAGGUGUAGGGUGAUGUGUAGAAUAGUUAUGUAAGGCCUUUUAUAUUUAGUUAGUUGAUUUACAAAAUGUUGGGCCAGGACAUUCGAUGUAAGUGGUCAGAUGAGUUUUUCUAUAUUCAACUAUCAAAAUAAGAUGCUCUUGAAUUGUUUGAUAGGCGUUACUUAGAAGUUGACGGAUGACAAGGUAGACACAAUUUAUGGAUAACAACUUCUUUAAUACUGUAAAGGCAACGUAUUGGUAUAGAUCCAUACAAGUUGAUCUUAAUGAAUGAUAAAAACUUGACUAGACUUUCGAGCUGUAUAAGUAGUAGGUGUAGACGAUGUUUAGGCACUAGCUCAUCAGAAUCCAACAUCUGAACACCAACCAAUAUUUACAGAAGAAUUCAAGGCGAUCAUCCACCGAUGUUUUCAACGAUGCUUGGUUGUCAAGGAAGUAGUUCCAGGAACCAGUAGACAGCAGAGGUGCAAUCCUCCUAGCAACUAGUAAUUAUUUUCAUGGCACAACGUCUGAUAGUGAAACACAGUUAGGCCCCAAAGCCUUUGUCAAAAGAAUUUUUUUUUCUCUUAUCUAAGUAUGUUUCUUGACAGUUGGUUUUGUAAACCACCUCACCAAAAAAAGAGGCCUGAAUAAUGUUUGUUGUGUGUCCUUGACCAAUCAGCUGGUGCUCAUUGUCUCACGUUGUUACUUGCACUUGUCAUUGCACCUGUUUGAAGCGUCCCAUGUUAAUAUUUUUUUCAUAAUUAAAAAUCAGAUCUUUACUCUGAUAGCUGUCUGCAUGAAGAUCUGAGCACACCUACAUAGGAGGAAGCGCGAGGAGAACUUUCUAAAAUGCAAGUCAGCAACGAUGCUUCUAAAUUCACUGUGUGUGUGAGGGAAGCGUUCAGACAAGCCUAUCUGAUUUCUGUAUCUCGUAUCAGUGUAAAAGAUCUGACUAUAUUUACAUAGCUUUACAUCUGACAUUUGGUGGAAUAUGGAAAUGAGGAAAAGAAUUACGAUUGUUAUACGAUUGUUUGAUUGAAAUGUUACAAUUCUAAGUUAAUUGUUAACAGUGUAAGAUGGAUUUGCACUGACUGUUUGUAGUGCUAUGGAGUGUUUCCAGUGACUUUAUUAACUGACAUCAUAUGGACUGACAAGAAUUAUUAAUAGGUCAUGAUUUCAAGAUACUAAUUGCUGAAUUAAUAAAAUACUUUUGACACACACCUUAGCUUACUCUUAUGAUCACUUAUAACUUUCAGUGAGUUUUGCUGCCAGUAAAAGUAGAGGAAUUGUCUGUAAGGAGACAACAAAAGUUGUGAAAUUUGGGCUCAUGUUCAUAUUUGACCUGGCACUGUGUGAUUAUAAGAAAGUUAAGUUACAGUCACUUAUUUCUGCAAUAUAGGGGUGGUCAGGUAGCCUAGUGGUUAAAGUGUCGCUCGUCAUGCUGAAGGCUGGGUUUGAUUUCCCACAUGGGAACAAUAUGUGAAGCCCAUUUGUGGAGAUCCCCACCGUGAUAUUGCUAAAGCGCCGUAAAACCAUACUCACUCACUCGCUAUUCCAGCAAUAUUUGGUAGCAUGGUCCUCAUUAUAUAAAGUCAAAAACCAGUCAUAACUGUUAAACGGAAACACUGCUAUGUUAAAGUUCCUUCAUGCUGUUCUAAAACUGUUAAAUUUAGAUAUAUGUUUUAUAUUUGAAUUGAUAUUUGCAGAUCCCUUCAUUACACAGUGUUCAAAUUAACACAUCAUUGUACAUACCUAUUCCUACAUCACAUCGGAGACCUGAUGUAUUUUGUAGUCUUUUAAGAAAAUGUGUAGCUGACAAAAAUUCUUUAUACAGAAUGUGUUAUUAAUGUUUCAAUUCAAUAAACUUCAAAUGUA